AUGGGUCGCGUCAUUCGCAACCAGCGUAAGGGCCGCGGAAGCAUCUUCACCGCAAACACCCGUCUCCGGAAGGCGCCCGCGAAGUUCCGCAACCUCGAUUUCGCCGAGCGACAUGGAUAUGUCCGCGGUAUCGUGAAGGAGAUCAUCCACGAUCCUGGCCGUGGAGCGCCGCUGGCGCGCGUCACCUUCAACUCGCCGUACAAGUUCAAGAAGCAGACCGAGACGUUCAUUGCCAACGAGGGCAUGUACACCGGCCAGUUCAUCUACGCCGGCAAGAACGCCGCCCUAACAAUCGGCAACAUCCUUCCCCUAUCCUCCGUCCCCGAGGGUACCGUCGUCUCCAACGUCGAGGAGAAGGUGGGCGACCGUGGCUCGCUCGGCCGCACGUCCGGCAACUACAUCACCGUUGUCGGCCACAACCCCGAUGAGGGCAAGACCCGCAUUAAGCUCCCCUCGGGCGCCAAGAAGGUUGUCAGCAGCAACGCCCGUGGCAUGAUCGGUAUCGUUGCCGGUGGUGGCAGAACAGACAAGCCCCUCCUCAAGGCUUCGCGUGCCAAGCACAAGUUCGCGGUUAAGAAGAACAACUGGCCCAAGACUCGUGGUGUUGCCAUGAACCCCGUUGACCAUCCCCACGGUGGUGGUAACCAUCAACAUAUUGGUAAGGCGUCGACGAUCUCGAGAUACGCGACCCAGGGACAAAAGGCGGGUCUCAUUGCUGCGAGAAGAACGGGUCUGCUGCGUGGUACUCAGAAGACGAAGGACUAA
Molecule: messenger RNA, 765 nt
Organism: Lasiosphaeria miniovina
Lineage: Eukaryota; Fungi; Ascomycota; Sordariomycetes; Sordariales; Lasiosphaeriaceae
Product: translation protein SH3-like domain-containing protein
Exons: 4
Coding region: 1-765 (254 amino acids)
Biological process (GO): cytoplasmic translation
Cellular component (GO): cytosolic large ribosomal subunit; ribosome
Molecular function (GO): RNA binding; structural constituent of ribosome
Source: RefSeq, a predicted model, not a curated record